Messenger RNA from Odobenus rosmarus divergens (Pacific walrus), 1304 nucleotides. RefSeq names its product tRNA-histidine guanylyltransferase 1-like (S. cerevisiae) (gene THG1L). The record is from RefSeq and is a predicted model, not a curated record. NCBI's taxonomy places the organism in Eukaryota, Metazoa, Chordata, Mammalia, Carnivora, Odobenidae. Gene Ontology annotation, biological process: tRNA modification. The coding region runs from base 125 to 1021 and encodes 298 amino acids. Gene Ontology annotation, molecular function: magnesium ion binding; tRNA guanylyltransferase activity. The transcript has 6 exons.
UGGAUUAAGGACUACAAGGAGAGUCGAGAGAGAUGCCGGCCUCCACUAUGGCUAGAGCGGCCACUGAGAGACACCGGAACUUCCGGGGAGGGGCUCUGUUGGUCGUUCACCUUCCGCGGGGCGAAUGUGGUCCUCUUGCAACGUUAAAGUUCGCGAUUUCUGGGCCGGUACUUCCGUCACUCUGAGACGGUGUUUGAAGGUGGGGGCUACCAUGGCAAAGAGCAAAUUCGAGUACGUGCGGAACUUCGAGGCUGACGACACCUGCCUGGCCCACUGCUGGGUGGUGGUGCGGCUGGACGGCAGGAAUUUCCAUCGGUUUGCUGAGAAACACAACUUUGCAAAACCUAAUGACAGCCGUGCUCUCCACCUAAUGACCAAAUGUGCCCAGACUGUAAUGAAAGAACUGGAGGAUAUUGUGAUUGCAUAUGGACAGAGUGAUGAGUACAGCUUUGUGUUCAAGCGGAAAAGCAAUUGGUUUAAAAGAAGAGCGAGUAAGUUCAUGACUCACGUGGCUUCCCAGUUCGCCUCCAGCUAUGUGUUUUAUUGGCGAGAUUACUUUGAGGACCAGCCCCUUCUGUAUCCCCCAGGCUUUGACGGAAGAGUCAUAGUGUAUCCUAGCAACCAGACCUUAAAGGACUACCUCAGUUGGCGGCAAGCAGAUUGUCACAUCAAUAAUCUGUAUAAUACAGUUUUCUGGGCACUUGUACAACAGUCUGGACUAACACCAGUACAAGCCCAAGAGAGAUUACAGGGAACUCUUGCAGCAGACAAGAAUGAGAUUUUGUUUUCCGAAUUCAACAUCAACUACAAUAAUGAGCCUCUGAUGUAUAGGAAAGGAACUGUGUUGAUAUGGCAAAAGGUGGGUGAAGUCACAACAAAAGAAGUUACACUGCCAGCAGAAAUGGAAGGAAAAAAGAUGGCGGUGACCCGGACCAGGACAAAGCCGGUGCCUUUAUAUUGCGAUAUAAUCGGGGAUGCUUUUUGGAAGGAACAUCCAGAGAUCCUAGAUGAAGACAGCUGAUCCUUUGCUUUUUAGCCCUGGCAUGCUUAACCAUGCAAAACCCCCUAAGUCUCCUGGCCUUCGGUGCCCUGGGAUCCCUACUACCAAGAGCAGUGUGCCAGUAGUGACACAUGACUGGUUCGAAAGGGAACAGGGAAAGAAGGGAUGGUUGGGGUGGUGAUCUUGUUCUGCUUUAAGUAGAACUUUUUUUUUUACAAUGUUGGAACAUGGUUCCUUCUGUAGAAGUGCAUUUUUUUUUUUUUAAUCGUGGUGCUAUUUUUAUAAAGCAAGAAUUAUUUUAUGC